Varroa destructor (honeybee mite) is the source of this 6705-nucleotide messenger RNA. It is a transcript of the gene cnc, whose product is annotated as NFE2 like bZIP transcription factor cap-n-collar. Gene Ontology annotation, cellular component: nucleus. The record is from RefSeq and is a predicted model, not a curated record. Gene Ontology annotation, molecular function: DNA-binding transcription factor activity, RNA polymerase II-specific; RNA polymerase II cis-regulatory region sequence-specific DNA binding. NCBI's taxonomy places the organism in Eukaryota, Metazoa, Arthropoda, Arachnida, Mesostigmata, Varroidae. Gene Ontology annotation, biological process: regulation of transcription by RNA polymerase II.
AUCCGGACAGGCCGUGUCCGUCCAAAUGAAUACUGCCAAACAACGUUUCGAAAAUUGCCGCCACCGAUUUCACCCUCUCCACUACUCUCGACAGCUGCUGGUACUGGUCGACCCAACACAAUCUCCUCUCAGGCUUUCGUCGGCUCGUCGUCUAUUCUGUCGAAAAGGCAAUUGUUGCCCAUUACCAAGAAUCGGCUGGUGCUGGAAGUGUUUGCUGACCGCGCUGUGGCCAGGGGCCAACUGCCUGCCAAUCUACAUGGCUUAUAUGAGCGCAAUUAAAGUUCUGUGUAUUUUUUGUUCGUGUUUGCUUGUGUGUGGGUAUUGCUGGUUGUAAACGAACAAAACCAACGUAAACUCAAUUGCUUCAGGGUGCCGCCACUGCAGCUGGUAUCGAGAGCAUCCGCUGCCGCUGUAGCCAUUGGAGAGCGCACUGUUAUCUGGAGAGCGCCGCACGAGUCGGUAGUUGUCGUCGUCGUCGUUGUUAGUGGUGGCCGCACGUCGAUGGAAGAAUUGGGAGAGUGAAGCUAAGAGUCUCUAACAAACUGGUUGCCGUUGUGUUUCUCUCAGUCUGUGGCACCAUGCAAUAUUUGUUGUUAGUGGCACUCAAGUGAGAGACGAAGAAAUGACAAAUGCGCAAUGGCUACUGUGUAAGCGACGAUAGUAACAAGGGCCGCAGCUGCUGCGCUGUUGCCAAAUGCUGAUAAAAUACAAUAAAUGAAAGGCACAAACAUUCGCUUGGUGGUAGUGGGCUGAACGCUGCCGAUCGGCCACAGGAACAUUGGCAGGGAACAGUAACGUCAGUCGCUUUGCCUGUUCCACUAUUUUAUCUGUUAUAAGGAAAGAAUCAGACAACGUGCACGUUUGCUUAAAGCGUACUGUAUUUUGUCAUGUUAGCCUGAUGAGAAGGUUGAAUGCAAUUAGCUAAGCGGCAUUGACACUGGGAAAGCGGAAGGUUUUUAUUAAAAUAUAAUAUCAGCUAGAGUAAUGAAGUAUUAAAAGCAAUCAACUCUUUUGUGUAGUGUCUCGAUCUAUUCGUGGCUGUUACUUGAAUUGAAUUUGUGUUCGCUAAAGCCCGCGCUACAUGGCCAGUAGCAAAGCUCUGUGCAACAUAACAAUAGUUAAGUACAAUUGUUUUUAUAGGGAAGGCAGUAAACAAAGAAAUCGGCUAACAGAGUCAACUACUCUUGACCUUUUACCUUAGAGUGGUCGUGGUGCCUGUACCCCGCAGCCGGCGGCAGAAGGCCAUCGUGACAAUGCAAAAUUUACAAGGAAAAUAAGAGUGCAUCAGAGACCAUAGAGGGCAAACAGGAUCGGGUGCAUAUAUCAGAGGGAGGAGUACGCAGUGGCAGCGGCCUGUAAUGUAUCUCCUAUCUGAUCUAAGCAAAGGUUACUUUAAGUUGCUGUUCUUAUUUGAUACCAAAGAACAAAUACAAUUGCGGUGUGAUUGAGGCAAGAGGAAGAACUCUGAACCUAAGCAACUGUGCGCCACCGAAAACGGAUCGCUGAUGUUGAUAGAUGAUAGCAAAAAUUUUAGUGGAUAAGUGUACCUUUCGUUGCGGUUGUUUGGACGUUUCACAGUGAGUCAGCCAGCUCGUGAGCGGAUGAGGUCUACACAUAGAAAAAUAGAGUUGGCGACUACUUGUACCUACACCACAAUAAGAUUCUACUAGAUCGCCUACGACGCGAAAUUUGUGUGAGAGUACACAAGAGUGCCACUAUCACCCCUUAAAACUUUGGGGUAAUACAAUAAAUAUAUUGAUCGACGAAGGGACUUACUGUGAUAUUGAUUACGGCUGUUCCAUACAAACCUGUUAAACAUAUCGUCUUUUUAUUUGCUAAGGUAGCGCGUGUGUCGUGCGAAAUAACUUACAAAUAAGACAGCUACUAGGAGAGCCAAAAGAAACCUAUAGACUGGUUCAAAAUGAUCGGGGGUAGCCGUGUCGGUUUCCGAAAGAAACCUCACCAGCAGUCUGCCUGGUUGCAACUGCUUCUCGCCGUCGGCUUGUUCCAGGGGCGCCUAUCACCAGACUCUUCGUUGCCACAGGCUCCAUGGUCGAAUUACCCGGAAGGCUUGCAUCAUAGCCACUCACUACGGGGCGGUAUUGGUGCUCUACAGUUGACAGGGGCACCCCUUACGCCGUCGUUGCAUCCGAAGGGGCUUCUAUGGGGUGAAGAUGACGAGCACCACUUGCUUGUCGACGACGACUUCGAACGACUGUCGUACCUCUAUCGGAGAGCGCACAGUCACCUGAUUGCCUACCUAGCCGAAGAUCUCCAGGAUCGGCCAAGUGGAGCCAGUGCAGCUGGACCCACAACGAUUGAUGACCCCCAACAGGCUGAUUCACUUACACGAGAAGACGCAGAUCUAAUCGAAAUCCUGUGGAAACAAGACGUGGAUUUGGGUAUCCCGUUAGAGGACUAUCGGCCAGUACAAAAUACUGCUAGCCCAGUUCAACAGCACCCGGUAAAUUCGCUAACCACGUUUCCCGCGUCAACAGCUGGCCAGCCCAAGGCGUUCCCCACUCCUAUCACACCAUUCGGACCUCAGCAACAGUUGGACCCUCAGAACCAGCAAGCGCUAUCCUCAACAGGCCAAUAUUUUGCCACUUCUACUGCCGACAAACCUAUCAAGAAAGGAUAUGAAGUCGAAGUGCACGAGCCCCACCGCAUUUCCAUCGACACUGAGACUGGUGAGCCCAUUUUCGAGCCACUGCCGGGCCCGUCGUCACUAGCGAAUGGAACUCUUUCGUUGACGGGUAACUCUACGUCGGAUUCUUUUCUCGAUGCGCUUAUGGACGUUGUCGAUGAUGAACUUUUUUGCGGAGAUGGCGAAUGGGCUGGAUUAGGCGGAAAUUCUAUGGGGUCCUCGUCAUCAGCUGUAUCUCUCAAUGGGUCAGACCCCUCAGGAGACCCAUUUAGUGGUGUACUGCUCCACAAUGCCUCUCUGCCAUCGGCAAUGGAUCCGUCUAUUGGAUUCGCAUCAUCGGCUAAUGUCUCUCAACAGGUUAACCUGCAGAGCGGACAGGUGUCAAAUGGAAUACACCAAAGUGUCGUAAGCAAUGGCCACGCUACUUGUGGGGUUCCAGAAGAUGCCCGUUCGAUGAGCGAGCAGCAGAACGCCCAAGCGGCCAACUGUUUUGGUUGUCAAACUAGCUGUGGAGGGCAAGGGAGUCAUUAUAGCGGUGCCGACGGAAAGACAUCCGGUAUAAAUGAUCAACCUACCACGCGAGAUCUGCUAUCUUUCAAUACUUCCACAGCGUCCUGGGAUCCGUUUGAACUUUUUCCAGAAGAUUUCGCAUCGCUAGCUUCCAACGGAACAGCGACAAGUCUUUCUCCUCAGCUCGGCCUAAACGGGACCGAUCAUACCACUGUCGCCUGCAUUCCGGUGCCAAAUCAAUCGGAGAGCUUUCGCGGAUUACCCAACGGUGCUGUCUGUAGCGAAAGCACAUUUUCAAAUGGCCGUCAGGGUCGAUCAGCAUGUUCGACAGCAGUUGCAAUGUGCAAACAAAACGAAGGUCAGGGCAUCGGAUACGCUGCGAGCGACACCGGUGUCUCUUCGAUGUACUCGGAUGAAUGCGAUGAAGAAUGGAUGGACGGAGCAAGUGAGGCUUCGCACGAACACGAGCAGCUUGUCGUCGGUGACGGUGAGCUCAACUACCACUCAAACUCGUCGUCGACUUCGUCCUCCAUGUCUUUCGGGUCCGGCUCAGCUGGCACCAUUGAUAGCUGCUGCACGGUCCCGCAGAAAAAAUACAAGUUCUUCGGUCGUAAGCCCUUCCUUACUUGCAAUGACAUUACGCGCUCGCGAAGUCAUGAUGACGCCCACGUCGUUCCUCAGCCACAAAAGAUUCACAUUCGCUCGGAAUUGCAGUUGCACGGACAGACCCUUCAAGAUGUGCAGCACAACCAUUCAUACAGUGUGCCUAGUGAGGUGGGAUUGCUUGCCCCUGUGUACAACGUCCAGGAGCUUAGUAUCAGUGAGGCGGCGGGAAAUAAACAGGUGCCGCGCUUCAAACCGAAGACACCUAAUGACACGACAGCGGUCGCCAGCUCAUCGGACAACGCCACAAUGGGUUAUGUCGAUGAAGGCGCCGGUAGUGGACCGGUGACUUCAUCACGUGACGAGCGUCGCGCACGAGAACUCGGUAUUCCAAUUCCAACCGAAGAAAUUGUUCGCCUCUCCAUCGACGAGUUCAAUGAAAGACUGACGCGCUACGAGCUUUCGGAUGACCAGCUCGCUCUCAUUCGCGACAUUCGUCGCCGUGGCAAAAACAAGGUGGCAGCGCAAAACUGUCGUAAACGCAAACUCGACCAGAUCUCCACUUUGCAGUUCGACGUUGACCGUCUACGUGAGACGCGGCGCGCUCUCGAAGUCGAACACGAACAGCUCCGGCGGCUCGAGAACCUAGCUGAUAUGCGCCUUCGCCAGCUGACGGAUCUAGUCAGCACAGCUGAAAGGCAAGGCAACCAGGUGACUAACCAGAUAAACUCCGGGGCGCUAGGUCAAACAAGCGUCCGGCCAACGGCCGCCACUGGGGCAAUACCCAAGAAUUCUGCCAACCUUAAACUAUGAAUGAGUAACCGUGGAUUCAUUCAGAAGCAGAAAAACUGGAAAAGACAGAAGGAGGUGAUCAAUGGCUACCCUAUAUUUUGCAGAUAUAGGUCAGAUAAGUUUGGCGAAUUAGUCGCAACGUUGGCGAUAUGCCGCGAUAUCUUGCCAUCUGUAAAUAGCUUACUGUCAUGUUGUUUGUACAACUAUUGCUUUCCUAAUUAACCAGUUAACUAGCGCUAAAAUUUCAAAUAAUGCACGGCCUGUGCAUGGGUAUGUGGAAGUGGGGUUGUGUAUGUUAGAGAGGAAAGUGUCCGUAUCGCAAAUGCGGUAGUUUUAGGGUUAGAAUGUGAACAAUGGGAGAGCACUUGACGACAAGCCAAUGUGCUACACACUACUGCAGCAUACUGUAAAGCAAUCAUAAUUCAACGAGAAACUUUACCGAUAAAGUGAAUGGCACUUUGUUUGGCUCCGAUUGUGAUUACUAUCUAAGACCCCUCCGUCUCACCCCAGCACCGCAAUGAUAUCAUUGCCUGGCUGGAUUAAUGAAAAUCGUUGUUAAAACGUCACUUUGUCCUGCCUGUCAAUAGUGGAAAAUUAUUUCAUUUGAAACUGUAAAAUGUGAAAGCAGACUGCUAUCUUGAAGAGUUCUAGCUUUGGUAACGAAACGGGCAUACCUAUAAAUUACUGUUGAAAAUAUUCUGUCAGAAAAAAUCGUCAAAUUGUCUAGGUAGGUUUCUUCUCAAGGCUCCUUUGGUUGAGUCACCUCAGUGUCGUCUCGGGGUCUUCAUACUUAGACAGAAUUUCUGUGUUGUACACAAGUAUUGCUUUACGUCAGAAAUCAUUUUUUUUUUUUGCCGGUACUUCUUUGCUACUUAAAAUGUAUACUUGCAAUAUUAGCGACACUAUUUGACAAUACCAUUACUAUCGCUGACUAAAAUAAUAAUUAUUAUUAUUAUUUUUAAUUAUUAUCACAAUACUAAUUAUGAUUGAUAGUUUUACAUCAUCAUUCAUGGGCGACCAAAGAGAAUCAGUGAACAAUGCUAUGUAUGACUAUGCGUCCUGGGUACGUAUGCGGAUAAACGAACCCCUUGUAAAUACUGUAUGCUUAGAAAGAAUGAGAAAAGUUUGCGUUUGUAUGUUGUGUCGUGGAAAUAUAGAGAGUUGAGUGAGUCAUGAACAAAGGUACGAGAAAGCGAUAGUAAUGACUGGAAGCAACGUUUGCAAAUGGUGGUGUUUUUGAGUUUCUGGGAACAUCUGUUGCGGUUGCCUCAUGAUGAUUUUGGUUUCAUAUCAGAGCUAAAAUUUAUAUUCUUAGCAACAAAGAGACAAAAAAAAAAAUGUAACUCAUAAAAUACUAAACCAUCAAUUGGCUCUUCUAGCUCUCAAUUUCAUACACUGACCCCCAAUCAAAUUGCGUCUAUAGCCGUGCAAAUCUAGCAAACACAAUCGGACACGUUACGAUGUUUUGCUUUCAAAUAAUUUUCUUUUGUUGCCUACGUUGUGUAUAGCGCAUGACGCCCAACGGAGGAUGCUCGUGCACCAGUUUGAUGCUUUUUUGGCCUGCGCUGGCUGGCCACUAGCAGAAAAGCAAUAUUUAACAAACACAAAAAAGCAAAGAGAAAAAAACGAAAGAUAUUACUCUACCGGUGACGCACCCAUUCUAUUGGAUUUUUGUAACGACGCUGCCGUCAAUUUGUCCAUGAUGCAAAGCGAACCAUCGAGGGGGCUCUAUACAAUAAAGAAAUUAAUAUAAUUUAUAAUGAUUACGUAGUAACCUUUAUACGACCCCUAGGUAAAACUUGUCUCGAUGAAGACGAGGUUGGUUUAUUUCUGCCCCCGUGCGUCAUUCAUUUGUAUGAUAAAACUCUUCUGCUUUGUGCAUUGUUUGCCUAUUCUAUUCCAUAUUCAUUAUCGUUUCACAUAAGCGCUGCGUCGAUUGUCUGAAAUAGCUUGCGGAGAGAUAAAAAAGUUCACGUGGCCUUGUAACUUCAAUACAUAAAUGGUUGAAUGGUUGAACCUAUUAUAAAUAUGGCGGUAUAGUAAUAGUGAUGCACCCCCACAAGGUCGGUCAUUACCAAGUGUUGGGGUCGCCACUUGCAAUAGUGCAUUGUACUGGAAGUAAAACUCUCUCUCUCUCUCUCUCUCUCUCUCUC